Messenger RNA from Piliocolobus tephrosceles (Ugandan red Colobus), 798 nucleotides. RefSeq names its product transcription factor 23 (gene TCF23). Gene Ontology annotation, molecular function: protein dimerization activity; DNA-binding transcription factor activity, RNA polymerase II-specific; RNA polymerase II transcription regulatory region sequence-specific DNA binding. The record is from RefSeq and is a predicted model, not a curated record. The transcript has 3 exons. Gene Ontology annotation, biological process: regulation of transcription by RNA polymerase II; developmental process. The coding region runs from base 57 to 701 and encodes 214 amino acids. NCBI's taxonomy places the organism in Eukaryota, Metazoa, Chordata, Mammalia, Primates, Cercopithecidae.
CUCAGGCACUGUGUUUCUGCUCUGUGGGCUGCAGCCCCAUAACCCAGUGGGGUGGCAUGUCACAGAGGAAGGCCAGAGGGCUACCAGCCAUGCCAGGGGUGGGCCACAGCCAGACUCAGGCCAAAGCACGGUUGCUGCCAGGCGCUGACAGGAAGAGGAGCCGCCUCAGCAGGACAAGGCAGGACCCGUGGGAAGAAAGAAGCUGGAGCAAUCAGAGAUGGAGCAGAGCUACCCCUGGCCCUCGAGGGACCAGGGCUGGGGGCCUGGCUCUUGGCAGGAGCGAGGCCUGUCCUGAGAACGCUGCGCGGGAGCGGAGCCGGGUCAGGACGCUGCGCCAGGCCUUCUUGGCCUUGCAGGCUGCUCUGCCUGCCGUGCCGCCCGACACCAAGCUCUCCAAGUUGGACGUGCUGGUGCUCGCCGCCAGCUACAUAGCUCACCUCACCCGCACGCUCGGCCACGAGUUGCCUGGCCCCGCCUGGCCACCCUUCCUGCGUGGACUCCGCUACUUGCACCCUCUCAAGAAGUGGCCGAUGCGAUCUCGUCUCUAUGCUGGAGGCCUGGGGUACUCUGAUCUUGACUCCACCACAGCAAGCACCCCCAGCCAAAGAACAAGAGACGUAGAGGUGGGAUACCAAGUCCCUGGAGAGGCAGAUGUUCUCUUUUCUGCCACGCCACUCUCACCAGUGCUUGGCAACAAAUAAUUAUCACACUUGCCUUUUCUCCUAGACUGUGAUUCAUGCUUAGGGACCUGGAUUUUCUACCAGCCCCCACCUGUCUUCACUCUGAUUCUCAGCCAUC